Messenger RNA from Medicago truncatula (barrel medic), 447 nucleotides. RefSeq lists its product as uncharacterized. Lineage: Eukaryota; Viridiplantae; Streptophyta; Magnoliopsida; Fabales; Fabaceae. Bases 1 to 447 code for a protein of 148 amino acids. Gene Ontology annotation, molecular function: acyltransferase activity, transferring groups other than amino-acyl groups. The transcript is spliced from 2 exons. The record is from RefSeq and is a predicted model, not a curated record.
AUGGAGUCCCCGUAUGUGGUCGUAAGAGACGCAACACCUGUUGACCUAUUUAAGAUUCUUAUGGAUGCUAUUUUCCCUAACGUCGAUGUUAAAACUUUGGCGAAUGGUAAGAUUCUUCAAGUCGCCGAGGAUAAGCUCCUAGGCGUUAUCCUCGGUUUCAUUGUCUUUGAUAAUGGUGAACUGAAGCGUACUGGUUAUGGUCAUAUCACUUCCCUCUUCAUUAACCGUAUCUUUCAGAGAAAAGGACACGCUACUCGACUUGUGACCAAUGCCGAAAUGGACUUGGACAAGCAAGGUGCUGCUUACGUCUCAGUGUCCGUCCAGACGACAGACACCGAAGCAUUACUCUUCUUCAAAAAGAUGGGGUAUGAGCAGGAGGAGGCGGUGACGAGCAAUAAUAUUGAUGGGAAUAAUGAUGCUAAUGUUGUAACGCCCACUUUCGUUUAA